Molecule: messenger RNA, 592 nt
Organism: Bursaphelenchus xylophilus (pine wood nematode)
Lineage: Eukaryota; Metazoa; Nematoda; Chromadorea; Rhabditida; Aphelenchoididae
Source: the annotation of a GenBank genome assembly
AUGAGUGAGCGAAACUUCCAGCUCAACGCUCAGCCCAGAGAUAAGGUAGGUCGGGUGAAAUAGGACGAAAAUUCACAGUCACAAGUUUGAUAGACUGUUCAAACUUUAAUUUUCGGCAUUUUUGAUCAGAGUUAUGAAAAAAUUAAGAUUUUUUUGGCAGCUCGCGCUCUGUUUAUCCGCAGACUGCCCUUUUUUCAGCUUAUUUUCUCCGGCGAUUUGAAUGGAGAAACUUCCGCGACGCUUCAUUUGACGAAUAGAAGCGACUCUCGCCAGGCCUUCAAAGUGAAAUGCACCAGGAAUGACAUCUUCAAGAUCCGCCCGGCAGCCGGUAUCCUCGAUUUUGGACAAAGCGUUGACGUCAUCAUUACCUUCAAGUAAGUUCGUACUGUAUUUCGGCUCCUGUCGCUACUUUCCAAUUGGUUUUCGUUGGUCUUUUAGACCAAAAUCCGAUUACACACCACAGUCCGAUCGUCAUCACAUUGGCGUCUACCACAUUCCCGCUCCGGAGGGUUCAACCUGCACCGGCGCUUGGGCGGAGCAUUACGGUCCGCCGCAGGGCGAAGUUCGAAUCAAGGUUUUCUUUGAAAAAUAA